AGUAAUUUUGAAAACUUUGAUUUAUAAUCAUCGACAAUUAAUAACUCCAAGUAUGAAAAUCUUAGCAUAUAUAUGACGUAAGACCUCAACAGAGUUUGCUUAAUCAACAUGAUCUAGAGCAAAUAUUAGUAAUGUGAACUUAUGAUAGAGUAUAAAUUAUUUCACCUACGAUCCCUAUGUUUUCACUUAAUAAGGACGAAUAAGUUUUUUUUUAAGAAAUAAGUAUUAUUGCUUGGUCAAGUUUCUACUCAAAAUGUAAUAUAUUUAUGUUUUGUUUAAAUUGUUCAUCAAACUGUAAUAUAUUUUUAAAAUUUUUAGUAAAAAUGAGUAAAAUAUUUACUUAGUAAACUUUAAUCAGAUAUUUUGGAGAUUAAAAAAUAUAUGUGUCACUCUAGAUACAUUAGUCUACUGAUGUGUACAUUGAUAUAAUGCAAAAGCAAAAAUAAAACACCAAAAAUUAUUUAUUGGGUAAAGAAAUUAAAUAAUAAGGAAAGAGUUAUAGCAGAUGUGAUAUAUGUCAUUCUUCGUACAUUAAUUAUUAAUGUGUACAUUGAUAUAAUAAAAAAAUAAAAUAUUAAAUGGAGAGAUAGUUUCAUGAAUAUAUCAAUAAAUUUUUUUAUACAAAAAUUAUCCCCUUAGGCAACUUAUCGAAUUGUAAUAUUAUGUAUGGAUAAAUAUACAGUGCUAUGGUCUAACAUUCUGUACUACUUAAAAUUUGUAAUAGAUUGUUGGAAUGAACUAUUAGACUUUGUUAUUAUAUUUUUCAUAUGUAUGUAUAUGUUGAAUUAAAAAAUGGAGUUAUUGAUGUUUAAAAUUUGGUAGUAUAUUUAAUAAAUGUUUAAAUACAAUAAAUUAUUUACUAAAUUUUUUAAGGUAAUUAUUUAUUUAUUAACUCUUCAAAUAUAUAAUUAUUCUUGCACUAGCUCUUUCUCCCGUUCCACGAGUCGGCAACUUAAAGUAAUUUGACCAACGGACCGGGUCAAAAGCUAGUAAUAUAAUAUAUUGAUUCAUGCCAUGUUAGAGUACGCUUGGCAUACGUUAACCUUAAGGUAUGAGUUAAUUAUCAUAAAUGGUCACAAACCUAUUUACUUUGUACAAAACGGUCACAAUUCUUUAAUUUUGCACAUUUUGGUAAAACAAGUUUGAGCAAAUAACGAAGUGGUCAAUUCGUCUAAUUCCGUCCAAAACUCUGUUACCUAUUGCCCAGUUAGCAUGACAGAUCAUUAAAAAUAUUAAUUAAAAAAUGAAAAAUCAAUUAAUCACCCCACUUAACCGGCACAACCCAACCGGUCAUAACAAGCUCUUUACCCACCCCUUCCAGAAUUGCAGAAAGCUAACGACCCUUCUCGAGUUUGUUGCUGCAGUGAUCGGCAGAAUGGUAUUCCCUCCACCCUUCUUCUUUCAAGCUCAUCGAUCUUCCCUUGACGGUUCAGAUGCCUUUGAAUCGAGACUCGAUUCGUCGACCCUGACUGCUACUACUAUGCCAGCUUCGCCGAAUGGAACGAAGACGAGUUCGAAGGUCUUUCGACUGAUGACUCCAAAGUCUGGUGGUGCUAGUAGCGACGAGAAGGAAAACAAGAUCCAUAUUCGAAGCAGCAACUAGCGGGUUUGAUUUUUAUUUCCUCGGUGGCUGGCGCAAAUGGGGGAGAGACAGAGAGAAUCUGCGAUGGUAAAGUUCUUCUGCCUGAGAUUGGGGCUGAGAAUUUAUUCCGGUGAGGCAGAAUCAGGGAAGACUGACUGAUUACCUUGGGCCUCAUUUUGGGGGAAUUAAAUUGAAUUUAUGUUUGUGUUUGCUAAAAAAAAUUGCCGAAGGGGUGGGUAAUUCAGGAAGGGGUGGUUAAAGACUUACUACCGGUUGGGUUAUUCUGGUUAAGUAGGUGAUUAAUUGAUUUUUUAAUUAAUAUUUUUAGUGACAUGUCAUGCUGACUGGGCAACGGGUAACAGAAUUUUUGGAUGGAAUUCUCUAACUCAAAUCAUAAGUCUCAUUUAAUCUAGGGUUAAUACCCUAGUUUGGCCCGAAGUUUAGCGUAAGUGACAGUUUUAGCCCCAUUUUUCAAAUAAGACAUUUGUGGCCUA
Linum trigynum is the source of this 2076-nucleotide messenger RNA. The record is from the annotation of a GenBank genome assembly. Lineage: Eukaryota; Viridiplantae; Streptophyta; Magnoliopsida; Malpighiales; Linaceae.